UAGCAAAACAAACAAACCAGACAACAUUGUCAACACUAUGUCUCCCCACUCUGCAAAACCCUAAAAAAUUAACACCCCAAAAUCAAAAACAAAUUUCAUUUCCAAUCCCUAAAAUCAUCAAUUCCCCAAAUAUAUACAUCAAUUUACCCACUCACUCACUCGCUCACUGAGUCACUCACUGUCUCUCAUAACAAGCACAAGCACAAGCACAAACACACGCACACUAGCCCCACUCUAUCUCUCUCCAACAGUGAUACCUGUCGCCCUCAAUUGCGACUUUUGCACCACUCAAAAGCAGAUUCAAUUUUAACCUCUUGCUCUUUCUCUCUCUUCCCCUAUAAUUUUUAUAUAUAUACUCAUAAAGUUAGGGUUUCGUUUCAUUCAAAUGAACAAUCAGACCCAACAGCAGACACAAAUUGUGGGGUCUGGAGGAAAUAAUAAGGACCAGGAAGAGGAGAGCGUGGGACAGUCGCUUGAAAUUGCGGCUAAGGCGGCUGCUGCCGGCUCCGAUAAGGCCGCAGCCGGUGAGACUGUUGGUGGUUGUAAUAGUAGUGGUGAAGAAGAGAGUGUUGAGAAACCUGAUUGUGAUCCUAUGGAGGAGGAUUCUGUUAGUCCUGCUACUGUUUUUUGUAUUCGGCUUAAACAACCUCGCUCUAAUUUGCAGCAUAAAAUGAGCGUCCCUGAACUUUGUCGUAAUUUUAGUGCUGUUGCUUGGUGUGGAAAGCUGAAUGCUAUUGCGUGUGCAUCAGAAACUUGUGCUAGAAUCCCAAGCUCCAAUGCAAAUCCACCAUUUUGGAUCCCCAUACAUAUUGUUAUACCCGAGCGUCCAACUGAAUGUGCAGUUUUCAAUGUGAUAGCAGAUUCUCCCCGCGAUUCUGUUCAGUUUAUUGAAUGGUCCCCUACUUCUUGCCCUCGUGCCUUACUAAUUACUAAUUUUCACGGGAGGAUAACCAUCUGGACUCAGCCUUCUCAAGGCUCAGCUAAUUUGGUUCGUGAUGCUAGCUGCUGGCAGCGUGAGCAUGAAUGGCGUCAGGAUAUUGCAGUUGUCACUAAGUGGCUGUCUGGGGUUUCUCCGUAUAGGUGGCUUUCAUCGAAGUCCAGCAAUUCUGCAAAUUCAAAGUCAACAUUUGAGGAAAAAUUUCUUUCACAGCAGUCUCAAACUUCAGCUAGAUGGCCUAAUUUCCUUUGCGUCUGCUCCGUUUUCUCGUCUGGUUCCGUGCAGCUACAUUGGUCUCAGUGGCAUCCUAGUCAAACUAAUGCAACACCAGAGUGGUUUUGCACAAGUAAAGGUCUGUUGGGUGCUGGGCCCAGUGGGAUUAUGGCUGCUGAUGCAAUUGUGACAGAUAGUGGUGCCAUGCAUGUUGCCGGUGUUCCGAUUGUUAACCCAUCUACAGUUGUGGUUUGGGAGGUAACUCCUGGUCCGGGACCUGGAUUUCAGACUACUCCAAAGACAAGUACCAGCAAUGGGGUUCCACCUUCUCUUAAUCCACCUAAUUGGUCAGGUUUUGCUCCCUUGGCUGCAUAUUUGUUCAGCUGGCAAGAAUAUCUGAUAUCUGAAGCAAAACAAGGGAGAAAGAAUACUGAUCAAGAUUUUAGUAACACUGUAUCACUUCACUGUUCACCAGUUUCCAAUUUUUCUGCAUAUGUCAGUCCUGAGGCUGCAGCUCAAUCUGCAGCAACUACUACUUGGGGCUCUGGAGUUACUGCUGUUGCUUUUGAUCCAACGCGUGGUGGCUCUGUGAUAGCUGUUGUGAUAGUUGAGGGGCAAUAUAUGUCUCCUUAUGAUCCAGACGAGGGUCCUUCAAUUACUGGAUGGAGAGUGCAACGGUGGGAAUCAUCUGUUCAGCCUGUAGUUCUUCAUCAAAUCUUUGGAAAUCCUACCUCGAGUUUUGGAGGGCAGGCACCUAUGCAAACUGUUUGGGUGUCCAAAGUGGAUACAAGCAUACCUCCUACAAAUGAUUUUAAAAGUCAUCAAGCAGUUGCCGCAGGGCUAGCCUCAGAUGUAAGGAAGAUGUCUGAUUCUGGUUCUGAGAAGGCAAAAAGUCUCAGUUUUGAUCCGUUUGAUUUGCCAAGUGAUGUUAGAUCACUUGCUCGAAUUGUUUAUUCUGCUCAUGGUGGUGAGAUUGCAAUUGCUUUCCUGCGGGGCGGAGUUCACAUUUUCUCUGGUCCAAACUUUGCACCUGUUGACAGCUAUCAGAUUAAUGUUGGAUCUGCAAUUGCUGCUCCUGCUUUCUCUUCUACAAGCUGCUGCUCUGCUUCUGUUUGGCAUGACGUUAGCAAGGACCGUACGAUACUGAAGAUCAUACGUGUUCUUCCCCCAGCUGUUCCUAGUGGUCAGGCAAAGGCUAACUCGUCAACCUGGGAACGCGCAAUUGCUGAGAGAUUUUGGUGGAGUCUUUUAGUUGGUGUUGAUUGGUGGGAUGCAGUUGGCUGUACACAAAGUGCUGCUGAGGAUAAUAUUGUUUCACUAAACAGUGUCAUUGCGGUCUUGGAUGCGGAUUUUCAUUCUCUCCCUUCCACUCAGCAUCGGCAACAGUAUGGCCCUAGUCUGGACAGGAUAAAAUGCAGGCUUCUUGAAGGUACAAAUGCUCAGGAGGUUAGGGCAAUGGUUCUAGAUAUGCAGGCGAGAUUGUUGCUUGACAUGUUGGGUAAAGGCAUUGAGGCUGCUCUGAUAAAUCCGUCAGCACUUAUUCCUGAACCAUGGCAGGCCUCUGGGGAGACUCUAUCGAGCAUUGAUCCUGAAGCAAUGGCUGUUGAACCGAGCCUUGUUCCUAGUAUUCAGGCUUACGUUGAUGCGGUUCUUGAUCUAGCUUCACAUUUUAUCACACGUUUACGGCGUUAUGCAAGUUUCUGUCGCACAUUGGCUAGUCAUGCAGUUACAGCCGGAACCGGCAGUAAUCGCAGUAUGGUGACUAGUCCUACCCAAAAUGCAGCAUCUCCUGUAACAAGUCAAGGAGGUCAAAAUGGUACUUCUAGUUCUACAGGUAGCACUCAGAUGCAAGCUUGGGUGCAGGGUGCUAUUGCUAAGAUUAGUAGCACCAGUGAUGGAGUGGCUAAUUCGACCCCAAACCCUAUAAGUGGCCCGUCUUCCUUUAUGCCAAUUAGCAUUAAUACUGGAACUUUUCCUGGAACACCAGCUGUUAGGCUCAUUGGUGAUUGCCACUUUCUUCAUAGAUUAUGCCAGCUUUUGCUCUUCUGUUUUUUCUUUCGGCGAACACUAUUACCCCGAUUUAUGGGGGCUGCACAGCGGAAUUCUGAUUCAAAUAUGCAAAAACUUCAGCCUGGUGCUCCUGGAAAGGUGGAGGAAACCGGCUCUGUGUCAUCUAAACCAGCGCAGGCCAUGGUCAGAUCAGAUGAAGGACUGGCUUCUCGAGGUGGGCAGCUUGUGCCUGGAGCCAAAGGAUCUGAAGAUGGACCUGCUGGGCGUUCGAGAUUAGGAUAUGGCAAUGCUGGGCAAGGUUACACUUUUGAGGAGGUGAAGGUCCUUUUCCUCAUACUUAUGGAUCUUUGCAGAAGAACAGCAGCUCUUUCACAUCCAUUACCUGUUUCUCAAGUUGGUAGCAGCAACAUCCAGGUGCGGCUGCAUUAUAUUGAUGGGAAUUAUACUGUAUUGCCAGAGGUUGUAGAAGCGUCACUUGGACCACAUAUGCAGAACAUGCCCAGGCCCAGGGGUGCAGAUGCGGCUGGCUUGUUGCUUCGUGAGUUAGAACUCCAUCCCCCAUCUGAAGAAUGGCACAGGCGGAAUAUGUUUGGUGGUCCCUGGUCUGACCUAGAAGAUAUGAGUUCUUCAGAUGAUACUCCCAGGAUGAGUAGUUAUGCAGAUUCCCCCGAAUACAGUUCAUUGGAGAAUUGUGAUGUGUAUUAUGGGGUAAAUGGUCUAUGGCCAAGGAAGCGUAGGUUGUCCGAACGAGAUGCAGCUUUUGGCUUGAAUACUUCAGUUGGCCUGGGAGCAUACCUUGGGAUUAUGGGAUCUCGAAGAGAUGUUGUUACUGCGAUAUGGAAGACUGGUCUUGAAGGAGUUUGGUACAAGUGUAUAAGAUGCUUGCGACAGACUUCAGCUUUUGCUUCACCUGGUGCCACAAACUCAUCUAACCAAAUGGACCGAGAGGCAUGGUGGAUUAGCCGCUGGGCCUAUGGGUGCCCUAUGUGUGGUGGAACCUGGGUUCGAGUUGUAUAAACAGUUACUAUUGUACAUAUGACGUCUGAUUUUUGAUAAUUUAUCAGAUAAGAAAGCCAUGUGCUUAUGAAGUAUUCACACGAUAGACGUGAGAAGGCAUAACUCCUGAUUGGUAUUAUACGCUUUUGCCCAUCACUUGCUGAUCGGUGAGUCCUAUAAAUGCAGGCGCUUUCGUGAUCUUCUGAACUCGGUCGGAAGUGAGAAGCUAGUUUCUUGUAAAGUCUAGCCAGUUCUUAUAUCUUACAAUUGGCAUUAGUUCUUGCAAGAAAGCGGCUACAAACUUCCUUUGCAGCCAACAAUUUUGGGUUUUGGAUGAUGUUUUAUUGGAACGAUUGACCCUCUGCCUUCAUUGAGGAAUGAAAUGUAACUACACUUUAUAAUGUAUAUUCAUAAAUAUUAAGGAAAUUGUACUGUAUGUAUUUGUAUUUACACCGAUCUACACGAUGGUGAAAGUAGCGUUUGUUGGAGGAAUUUAAUCUAUUCUUAGUAAAAUGUUGUUCAGCAUUUGUAAUAUUUGAGUUGUCACUUGUUUUUCUACAUAAAAGUAAUUUGUUAAGUUUAUGUGA
Messenger RNA from Mercurialis annua (annual mercury), 4743 nucleotides. Its product is annotated as mediator of RNA polymerase II transcription subunit 16. The transcript is spliced from 16 exons. NCBI's taxonomy places the organism in Eukaryota, Viridiplantae, Streptophyta, Magnoliopsida, Malpighiales, Euphorbiaceae. Gene Ontology annotation, biological process: regulation of DNA-templated transcription. The coding region runs from base 386 to 4177 and encodes 1263 amino acids. Gene Ontology annotation, cellular component: mediator complex. The record is from RefSeq and is a predicted model, not a curated record.